Messenger RNA from Gloeophyllum trabeum ATCC 11539, 900 nucleotides. RefSeq lists its product as uncharacterized. Gene Ontology annotation, molecular function: protein phosphatase regulator activity. The transcript has 3 exons. Lineage: Eukaryota; Fungi; Basidiomycota; Agaricomycetes; Gloeophyllales; Gloeophyllaceae. The coding region runs from base 1 to 900 and encodes 299 amino acids. Gene Ontology annotation, cellular component: cytoplasm; Nem1-Spo7 phosphatase complex. The record is from RefSeq and is a predicted model, not a curated record.
AUGGCACCACGACCGCCGCGCUCGCCCGCCAGACAGUCGUUCGCGCCGCCCGCCGACGCCGCGACGUUCCGCGACCUGCUCCUGUUCGAAGAGCGGCUCAAGACGAACGCGCUCAUCCUGAACCGCCGCAAGUCCCGCUACCAGCUCUUCCUCGCGCAGCUGCUCGCCAUCAUCGCGUUUCUGCUCUGCGAGGUGCUGCUGCAGACCGACUAUCUCUCAGUCCCGUAUCGAUACGCAUUGCGCGCGACGCUGCCCGAUGUCUACCGCGACGCCGCCGCCGUCCGCAUCCACCCGUUCUUCGCCUCCGGGCUGCUCUUCGUAGCCGUCACCACCCUCGUCCUCUUCUUCGCCAGCGGCACCUACUCGGAGAAGAUCGGCUAUGCCAACCGCUACGUCCCGCACGCCAACAAGGCCCUGCGCUCGUUCAACAUGUACCUCAACGUCCGCCAGCCGCCCCUGCGCGCCACGCUGCCCUUGUACUCCCUCCUCUCGCGGCUGCUCCCGCGCUCGUCCUCCCCGCCUCGUCCACCACAGCCCCGCUCCGCGCGCAGCCGCUCGCCGUCGCCGUCGCCGUCGCCGUCGACUGCGAAACGCUCGCCCUCGCUCAACCCGGCCAUCCCGUCCAUCCCGCCCUCCUCCAACCCGCGCGGCGAGCUCAUCUUCAGCAGCCGCGUCGACCGCCACUUCCGCGAGGGCUACGAGCGCUACCGCAACGCCUUUGAGCGCAGGCGCGGCGAGCGCGAGCGCGCCGCGUGGGAGAGGACGUGGGCGGGGUGGCUGGCCACGCGCGUCGGCGCGGGGAGGGCAAGGGUAGAGGAGGACAAGGGCAAGGCGCCUGCGUCGGGGAGGGCGGCGCCCGGUGGGAGGGUUAGCACCCCGGAGAAGGGCAGGGCUGGGUGA